UGAAAAGCACAACAAAUGUUGCGGUGAGAGUAUUUUGUUGUUUUGAUGAUGGAAGAACGGACAGAACCUGGCAGCUUGGCAGAAAGUUACAAACAAAAUGGCUACAUACUGAAGUCUGACAUACUAUCUAAAGAUGAAACUGAAGUCUAUCUGAAAGGUUUCCUUGACUACGAGAGCCGUUUGGGAGGAAAAGUUACAGGAGCCUAUCGAUUUAAAGCUCAUCUACUGUUACCAUGGUUAUAUGACCUUGUAACCCAUCCCAAGGUCGUGAAUCUUGUAUGUCAGCUUCUUGGACCUGAUGUUGUCUGCUGGUCAACAGAUUUAUUUCCAAAAGACCCUGGAACUGGCAAGUCCUGUGGAUGGCACCAGGAUUCAACUUACAUAGGUAUGGAGCCCCCUGAUGCCUUGACUGUUUGGGUAGCUCUUACCGAUUCUAACAAAAUGAAUGGCUGUGUGGAAUUCUCCUCAAAAAGUCAUCUAAAGGGACAGUUUGAACACACAAACACGAUGUCAGACAAAUCUAUGCUGUUGUACGGCCAAGAGAUUCCGGUAGAGGUGGACCGAUCUACUGUAGUCCUUGCAGAGCUGAGUGCUGGUCAAGCAUCUGUCCAUCAUGUAAUGACUGUUCAUUCCUCUGGACCAAACAUGAGCAAAACACGACGGAUAGGUGUAGCCCUACGGUACUGUGGUGCAUAUGUGAAGCAAAAGGCAGAAAUUGGAGAUUCUGUUACUCAUGUGUGUGGGAAAGAUCAUGGAAAUUUCACUCUUGAACCCCCACCUGCUCAGAUAUUUGGUGAGAAUGAGGUCAACGCACACCAGAAAGCAUGUGGCCCAAUUGGACCCGAGGACUUGAUCGCUGUCAAAUGAUAUCACACAGAAUUCAAAAUCACAACUUCUAAAAGCAGAUACUAUUAUUUCUCAUAGUGAUAAAUGGUUCUCUUAUGUUCAAGACAGAUCUAGAUGGUAAUUUGUUUCUUAUAACCAGAGAAAUUAAUUUACUGUUAAUUCAUAAACAAUUAUGAUAUCGAUCUAUCUAUCUAGAUGUAUAAGACACACAUCACCUUCUUGUGAGUAUUUUGUGCAGAGUAUGUUGUUGCAGGGUAAAGAAUAUGACUGGUGAUGGGUAUGGGUAAGGAAAGGAUAGGAAAUGGGAAAAUUUUUGUUCCCUUGAAGUAUAUGGAGAAAUAGGCAGGGUGAAACAUGCAUACAGGAGAUAUUUGUAAGGUCAAGUUAAUAGUCAGAAUAAGAUUCUACUUUAAAAUUUAUCAAUGAAAAUUGAUUUACACAUUAGCGUUAUACUCAGGGAAAUAAAAUGUGAUGUAAAUAUAUACACUC
Ylistrum balloti is the source of this 1335-nucleotide messenger RNA. Its product is annotated as L-threonyl-[L-threonyl-carrier protein] 4-chlorinase-like. The record is from RefSeq and is a predicted model, not a curated record. The transcript is spliced from 6 exons. Lineage: Eukaryota; Metazoa; Mollusca; Bivalvia; Pectinida; Pectinidae. The coding region runs from base 46 to 867 and encodes 273 amino acids.